Haliotis rufescens (red abalone) is the source of this 3914-nucleotide messenger RNA. Its product is annotated as sodium- and chloride-dependent GABA transporter 3-like. The record is from RefSeq and is a predicted model, not a curated record. Lineage: Eukaryota; Metazoa; Mollusca; Gastropoda; Lepetellida; Haliotidae. Gene Ontology annotation, biological process: sodium ion transmembrane transport. Bases 1606 to 2574 code for a protein of 322 amino acids. Gene Ontology annotation, cellular component: membrane. Gene Ontology annotation, molecular function: L-amino acid transmembrane transporter activity. The transcript has 12 exons.
UGGCCGGCGAAAGAUGGCGGCACCAUUUGGACUACAUCAUCACUUCAUUUGGUUCUAGUAUAGGAUCAGGGGCAUUUAUCAAGUUCCCAUAUUUGUGUAUGCGUAAUGGUGGAGGUGCGUUUGUGAUACCUUUCGCCCUGUUCACCAUAAUCGCCGUCAUGCCUUGUGUGUUCCUGGAUAUGGUGAUUGGUCAGCUCUCCCAGAGUGGACCAAUCAACGCCUGGAAUAUGUGUCCACCGUUCAAAGGAAUUGGUGUUGGCAUCUUGAUUCUCAUAUGGAUUAUAUUCACACUUUACAAUGCCAUAUUUUCCUGGUUUGUCUACUUCUUCUACCAGUCGUUUUCUUCCACCCUACCUUGGGCCCAUUGCAACAACGACUGGAACACCCCCUCAUGUAUAUCUGACAGUGGUAUCCAUGUGGCCUCUACGAACCAUUCGGAAGUUACAAACUGUACUGCCUACAGUCAUCAAGUAAACUUCACCGAAGGAGCGCACGUGUGUAUGACUGCUGCAGAAGAGUUUUGGAAAUUGCAAGUGUUGCAGUUGACUGAUGGUUUACAGGACAUGGGUGGAGUAAGGUGGCCUCUGGUUCUGUGUCUGGCCAUAACAUACUUGAUUGUGUUUGUUUGCCAGUGUCAAGGGAUCAGGGUGACUGGAAAGCUUGUUUAUGUCACUGUGGGCGUUCCGUUUGUCCUGAUCAUCGUCUUCCUCGUCAGGGGAUGUCUACUGCCAGGGUCAGCUGAAGGAAUGUAUUAUUUCAUCAAACCCAACUUCGAUAAGCUUACAGAACCAGGGGUCAUCCAAAGUCUGACUGCUGUACAUUAAAUGCUUGUCAUCUAUGAGUCAUUCUGAAAGAAAGCACAUGAAAGAACUAAAUCCGAAUGAAAACGUUUCAAUUCAUUGAUGCAUGUGACUAUAGAUAUAGUUGCACCUCUAUCUUCAAGUUGUCAAAAAUGAAAGCACUCUGAAAUGCUGGAUUUCCCCUCAGAUAACAUAUGUGUAGAAUUUGGGGAUAAAGCAUUUAGGCUCGAAGUCGGCUUCCCCAUGGGCACCAUUCGUGCUCCCCUCCUUUAUGCAUAUGAUUUAUUUGCUGAUCGGCAGAAUCAAAACAACGGCAUUUAACCAAGACGUCAUGUAGAUUGAUGAUUUGGUCUUUCAAUAAUGGUCAAAUCGCCAAUUGCCUUCCCUGAUAGACACACCUCAGCUAAAAAUAAAAUAUACCAUUGAAACCGCCUCAUCUGUUUCAUAUUUAAAUAUAUGCAUAAAGAAUUAGAGUGACAAAAGACUAUCUACAAGACUUAUGACAAAAGAAUUUGCAACCACAUAACCCCUACCAUGUUAUAAACGUGUGUCGAAAAAAACACAUUUAUUGAUUUUUAAAGAUAAGAUGUCUAAGAAACCGAUCAGCAGUCUAGCAUUAUGCAAAAAAUAAAUGUUUUAUAAAAUUUAAAACAUUCAAAACAAGAAGUAUUGAGAUCUGACUGAGCGCCAGCACAGUAAAGUUUUCAAUAUAAUAUCGCUAACGAAGAUAUUUUCAGUUGAAAAUCAGACAUUAUGAAAGUCAACUGUGAAGUAAAGAUUCCUUUGCUCCUCAGUUAAAUUACAAAUGCAGACAGUAGCCGUUAUUUUCUUCUUUCUCCAGAUAUGGAUUGAGGCAUGUAAUUUUGCUUUAUUUUCCUUGACUGUUGGCAUGGGAUUCAAUUUAACCAUGUCGAAAUACAACAAGUUCAACAAUAACUGUUUCAGAGACGCAGUUUGUGUUUGUAUCGUGGAUAUGCUUGCUACUAUUUUGGUCGGAUUUUCCUUCUUUUCAAUCAUCGGUCACGUUGCCUACCAACGUGGAGUGACAGUAGAGGCUUUUGCGUCAUCAGGCUUCAACCUUGCAUUUAUUGUGUUUCCGCAAGUCCUGACUUAUCUGCCCCUGCCACAAUUAUGGUCAACCUUGACAUUUAUCAUGCUGAUGACACUGGAAAUAGAUUGUCAGUUGCCAGCCGUUGAAGUCAUAUCAUCAGCAUUUGAAGAUAUGUUCCCAAGUCUACGUAAUCAUAAGCGUCGGUGGCUUCUAACAGCUCUGAUCCUCUUGAGCAGUUUCCCCUUUGCCAUCAUCUAUCAUUUACAGGGUGGGAUAUACAUGCUGACACUGGUGGAUUGGUAUGCCUAUUUCCCGUCCACAGCGCUCUUUGCCUUGUCGGAAUGCAUUGUGAUGGGGUGGCUCUACGGCACAACGAGGCUUCAAGCGGACGUCCAACUGAUGUGGGGGAAGAAGAUCCCUAAGCUUUUCACCAUGUCAAUCAAAUUUGCAUCUCCAUUACUCCUUGUGAUCAUCUUCGGCUACUCCCUCUACUCCUACCGACCUCCUAAGUAUGAGGACUACAUCUAUCCUGCCUGGGCCACAGCCGUCGGCUGGAUGAUAUCCUGUGCCUCCAUUAUUCCCUUGCCCGCCCUCUUCAUCUGGACAGUUUGGCGGACUCCAGGAGACACUCUCACUGAGAAAAUUAGACAGUCGCUGAGGCCAAAUAAACAGUGGAGUGAGCAUGCUCGUGACGCAGCUGGCAACGAAGUUCUAUGCAUUUAGAAGACAUCAAGUUCAACCAUUCUUUUGGUUUCACUAGCAAAUGCCUGGUGAAGUCAUUCACAUGAAAACAUCACAUGUGUGAUUAUCAUACCCCAAACAAACACACAAACAACUAAAUUGUGCUCCAUGCAUGAACAUGCAAGUGAGAAAAUGUGAAUCGCAACCUGAAAAUCGAGAAGUCUUCAUAAACAUGUAUUGAAAGAUGUAUUAUUUCAUUUCAGAAUAUGUUUAUUUUUUAUUGAAAUUUGUUUGAAGAACUCUUAUUUUCGUUAGUAUAUAAAUAAAGAGUCACCAAAUAAAGUAAAUGUCACGCUACAUGGGAUAACAGCCAAGAAUACCUACAGCUAGGUUAUAUGAACAACUGAUCCCACGCCACUUUCAGCAAGAGGUGAUAUAUUGUUCUGUUGCAAAAUUAUUCCCUGUUGGUGCUUUAAGAAUUAAUUCCCAUUAUAGUCAGUGAUGCACAGGAACUAUUUUCCAACAGUGUUCAUAUACAAGUUAUAAAAUAUAUGAUAUGCUGCUUGUUAUUUUUCUGUCCUUUGUCGACAAGUGUUCGACAUCCUACAUGGCCGAAAUACUGCUACUGUGGCUUUAUUUUAACUCACUCACUCACUCACUCUUGCUUGUCUUCCUCAUUCCCACCAUGAUGAAUCUCAAACUCAACACGUGCCUGACACAUGAAUUCCUUAUCUUUGUAAUACGAGUAAGGAAGAACGAGGUAAGCAUUUCUCAUGGGUGAUUUAGGUUUAAUAUCUGGAUUGUAUUUGUUAUUUCAUCUAAACAAGGGGAAAAUAUACAAAGUUUUAUAUCUGUUUCGCUAAACUUAUGAUAUUUUACCACUCACUGACGUCAAGCAUAUGGACAAUGACAUUAUCAAUUUCAUUAGAAUCAUGGCGAAAGGUCAUUCUGAUGAGGCCUGAAUGGGAUGUCUUCGGGUAUCUGUUUAACAGUAGUGGUUACAGAAGCGAGAACCAAGAUCUGAUUUAAAUGAUAUUGUGACAUUAGUGAAUCAAGUAACAGUGAAUGUCGAUACUGUCAGGGUGUUGAAACCUAAAUCAUCACUCAAUCAUAAAUCGACAUUGAAUGAUAACUUGAAAAGGAUCUAUGUGUCAGCUGAAUGUGUAUUUAUACACGUUGAAUUAUAUCUCGUUUUCAGUUCAAGGAAAUGGUUGAAAACAUAACUUGUUUCCAAAAACCAUUAAUAAUUCACUGGUCAUGCUGGAUGUACUGAAAACUAAAGCGUUUUGGGUACAAAAACGUUGUUUGGUUUCUUCUUUCAGAGAAAUGCAUCGUGUGUUUGGAUUAUUCUGUUAUAAUAAAAUAAAAUAAUAAAAAUGUAA